CCCAGAUCGUUUCGAGAGGUUGGUUAGUGACCUAGGCUGGUAAUCUUAUCGUUAGGAAAACGAUGUCAGGGCCAGUAUCAUCAACACCAGCAGCACUAACAGCUCCACCCAAAUCUCCAAAAGUAGCACCAGCGCCACCUGCGCCAGCUGCGCCCACAUUACGUGACAGCAAUAAUAACAACAACAACAACAACAACAAUAACAACAACGUCGUAAUCGAUGGUAUCUUGUCAAAAUUACUAGGAGCGAGACAAACCGCGGAUGGAUCCUGUGCCCGGGUACAGCUCACGAAUCGUGAACUACUGGAAGUAACUAGACGAGCUCAGCAGGUCUUCAGCGAAGAGUCAAUGCUUCUUCGGGUAUCUCCGCCACUGCGAGUAUUCGGGGACUUACACGGACAGUUUCGAGAUUUUUUGCUACUGCUUGACCAAACUGGACUGCCGCCGGGUACGCGAUUCCUGUUUCUUGGUGACUACGUCGAUCGUGGGGAACAGUCCCUUGAAGUAGUAACUUUGUUAUUUGCCCUUAAAGUACGUUUUCCUACCUCGGUGUUUUUAUUAAGAGGAAAUCAUGAGGUGCAGCCGGUUAAUAGAAGGUACGGAUUCUUCCAAGAGGUUACUAGUCGGUACAACUUGGAGAUCUACGCGCGGUUUGGCUCUGCUUUCGCGUAUAUGCCGGUGGCCGCCGUCGUUGGUGAGAAAAUUUUUUGUGUGCAUGGCGGCAUCUCGCCCCGUUUGCAUAACCUAGAUCAGAUACGCGAUAUUCCACGACCUGCUAGAGUUCCCAAGCAGGGCCUGCUCACUGAUCUUCUUUGGGCUGAUCCACAUCCUGCGGCCGAAAAUUUCACCGACAACCUUGAACGAGGUAUAUCAGUUGUAUUUGGACCUAAACAGGUGGAGGAGUUCCUGGAGCGUUUCGAUUUAGACCUCAUAUGUCGCGGCCACCAGCUUUGUACAAGAGGCCACGAAUUUUUUGCCGAUCAACGACUACUCACUAUCUUCUCGGCGCCUAAUUACUGCGGACAAUUCGACAACGCCGCCGGCGUACUCAGCAUCAACAAGGAUCUCGAAUGUGAAAUUAGCACGUUCCGGCCAACUGCUAUACCUGCUGCCCAAAGUUCACAGGCACCGGCGACUGUAAAAGCGUAAUCUCCGUGUCGUUAUGAAACAGCUUUCCCUUCCUUUCGUCGCCGUUUCUAACCUCUGCUUACGAGGCUCUAGCUUAUUUUGCACCUAAUUGACCCUGGUAUUCGGUUGAAAUCGCAACUUAUAACCGCUGGGCUAAAUUGAACUAUGCAAUUGCGUUGAGGCUUGCAAGCGACAUGUGUAUAUCCAUAUUCGUAUAUUAAAAACGGGUCGUGGGAUAUAUCUUCGCCGUAAUGCUGUCCUUAUUACCAGUGCUUUGCAAUAACAAUAAUCGUAACCAUAAUAAUAAACGGAACAAAAAUGAAUCCAUGAGAGCGUACGCCUGAGCCCCGAUGCAGUUAGUAGAAUAUUCUCUCGAACCCCUCAAGCCCUUGAUCCCCGCUUCUUUUCCUGGAUGUCUGUUCCCGUCUGAAUCUUCGGCUUCUUACGAAAUUCGCUAUCUGAUCUCGCUUACUCCGUCAGCAGAGAUAGACGGCACGCGGCUCUUAGUCUCUUGGGUCUUCCGGGUGACCGAGGUAAGUCGCUAUCGCGGUAGUCGCCGUGUUUUUGAAUCGUAAGCUGCAAAAGCAGGCCGAGCCGCGCAACCUGUUUUAACCUAUGUUCUAGUGCCGUAACUAGCCAUUUUAUUCGAAGUGUUCGAGAGCCUUCCGUCAGGUUACAGCCGGAUUACGCAGCAGCGUUGCCUGUCCGUCUGUCCAUUUGUCGUCAUCAUAGAAUAAUGAACUAGCAGAUGGAACCUCCUGCAGCUGGCUAUGGCGUCCGGCGGGCUGAUAGUAGACGGCCAGGCGGCGUUCAUUACUGCCCGCUCUGCUUCGCCUGCUCCGAUGCUACCGAGGGUCAUAGAUGAACCCGGAUCUGACGGCGGAAAACAAAACGACGGAUGGCGAUUUGUCGCGUUCAUCUAUACGUCAACCGUAUGCCAAAGACAAACGGAUUCGCCUUCACUGCUGCGUGUAGGCUGUGUAUGGCAUCCUGUACCGGUAGAGCGAUUGUUUCGCGAUGCCACGCUGUUGUCAGCAGUGGUAAAUGGCUUGCACUACAUAAUUAUUGAGUGCUUAAUGCGGUACUAGUCAAAUGCGGAACUUCGAUACUUAAGUGGGAGCUGGCUGAGGUGAUAGGGAGAGCGAGACGAUGAUAAUCGAAGUCAAAACUGGUGGAUUGCAGGAAUUGCCGCGUUAGUAUAUGAAACCAACAUGCUCGAAUACGAUAUGGUACAUGCCAAGUGCUACGAUACGAUUGGUUAUGUCCGAUAUGGAGAAAUUCUUAACGACUAAAGUUCAGUAUAUAUUAAUGUAUUAUAUAACAUCGAUGCGGUGCAAUGACUGUACUUAGCAAACGGAUGAUAAAGUAGUAUCUAACAGUAUCGUUAGUAAAUUGCAACGUUCCAUGCCAACAGACUAAAUUAGACUGUUUUAUAAGUUAUAUAGAUAUUUUUGAGUAGAUUUUGUUAGGCCAACGAAAGGGCAAGAAGGAAGAAUCGAUUGCUUU
Molecule: messenger RNA, 2633 nt
Organism: Varroa destructor (honeybee mite)
Lineage: Eukaryota; Metazoa; Arthropoda; Arachnida; Mesostigmata; Varroidae
Cellular component (GO): cytoplasm; nucleus
Molecular function (GO): protein serine/threonine phosphatase activity
Source: RefSeq, a predicted model, not a curated record